AUGACACAGCCAAUACUAAAAGCACGGGGUGAAAAACUAGAUUCCAACCUACAGAACUUGGAGCAGCAGCUAGCUAAGGUAGUGAACAACAUUGCAAAAAAAGAGGCUAAGCUGGCUGAGAUAAAUAUGAAAGCUGAACUCAAGAAAAAAGGGGGAGGAAAACAUAUGUGGCUGCGCAUUUAUGAGACAAUGGCAGUGACACAAAUUUUGGUAUUUGAGUCUGCGACAACAAGCAAGUACGAGGAACUCACCAUUAUAUCAGCCAUUAAGGAGAUUGCGGCCUCUAAAGCCAUGCAAAUCAAUGACCAAGUGGCAAGCAAGGAUCUAGCACCACAUGGAGAAGGGCAAGACCAAGAGGAGAGCGGGAUGGCGAUAGAGCAGGGAAAUAGCUGUGAGAAUGGGGACCAGCAUGACACUGAGGAGUAUGGGGCGUGCAAAGGACAGGAAAAAGCCAAUAGAAGGGGGGCUGCUGCAGAGAAUAACGAGUCCAUGCAGAAGGAUCAGCUGCAAGUCCCCGAAAAGAGAAAUGCACCGCUAGCUGAGAACUUCACUGGGAAAACACUAUCGCCUAAGGAAAUGAGCCAUAUCCAGCUGCAAACAACGACAGAAGAUAUCAGUGGGCACCAGGCCCAGCUGCAAGCAGGAGGACGCACUAUGCUUGAGGACCAAUUGGCGAAGAUUAUGGCCAAGCUUGAGGAGUUGAAAAGCAAUAUGGAAUGA
Messenger RNA from Serpula lacrymans var. lacrymans S7.9, 720 nucleotides. RefSeq lists its product as uncharacterized. Bases 1 to 720 code for a protein of 239 amino acids. NCBI's taxonomy places the organism in Eukaryota, Fungi, Basidiomycota, Agaricomycetes, Boletales, Serpulaceae. The record is from RefSeq and is a predicted model, not a curated record. The transcript is spliced from 4 exons.